CUUGCCUGAUGGCUCCCAGCCUCCCCUGUACUUCUCCCAGGCUUGGGAGAACCCUUUCUCCUAAUUAUUAAGCUCUGGAAGGGGGGAAUGAGAGCCCCGUUCUGGCGGUUGCGGGCUGUUUCAGCACUGCGGGCCGCCUCAGCCGAAGCGAGCCGAGGCGGGCCGGCACCGGGACUACAUCUCCCGUCAUCCCCCGGCCGCCGCCAUCUCGGCACCGACCGCCGGGCCGGGCCGCCGUGCCCGCAGCCCCGCUCCGCGCUGUGUUCCUCGGGCCCCGCCGCAUCCCCCGCCCCCCGCUAUGAGCUGGGACGGCGCCGGCGAGGAAGUGCGGCUCCUCCUGGACCUGUACUGCACCCUUCUGUGGAAUCUCUGGACCUCCGAGACUGUGAUAUUUCAGAUAAUGCGUUAUUGCAGCUUUAUAACUGCAAGCAGCUGAAAAAAAUCAACUUAAAUUCUUGCAAGGAGAGCAGAUUUGGAAUUACUUCAGAAGGGGUCAUAGCACUGGCCUUAUCCUGUCCUUACCUGCGUGAAGCAUCCUUCAAAAGGUGCUGUGAUAUAACUGACAGUGGAGUUCUGGCGCUUGCACUCAACUGCCAAUUCCUACAAAUAGUGAACCUGGGCAGCUGCUCAGGCAUCACGGAUGCAUCUCUGCAGGCACUGGGAGAAAACUGCAAAUUUCUUCACAGUGUGGACUUCUCAUCUACUCAGGUAACAGAUGAUGGCGUUGUAGCACUAGUGAGUGGAAGAUGUUCAAAGAAUUUAAAGGAGAUCCACAUGGAGCGCUGCGUGAAUCUGACAGACGUCGCUGUGGAAGCCGUCCUUACUUGUUGUCCCAAGAUACACAUUUUUCUGUUCCAUGGAUGCCCACUGAUAACAGAUCGUUCCAGAGAUGCUUUAGAGCAGCUCAUCAUAUCGAACAAAAUCAAGCAACUAACAUGGACUGUUUACUGAUUAUUUAUCCUGUACGUGUGAGGGUCAUGUUUACAGGUGGGAGAGCUCCUUCAGCAAACAAGCACCUGGAGAAUUAGCUGGUGGCUCCUGUGCCACCAGGUUGCAUCCCUCCUGCUUCCCACUGGAGGUCUCCGUUGCCAUUCCAGUCUUUGCCUGUGAGCCUGGGCUUCCCCAUUGUCUCUCCUUGGAGCCCUGUCUGUCUUUGCAUUGAUCAUACUUCAUUAAGGGGAAAGUUAAACUAUAAUUAAUAUUACAGGGCCGUUGCUCAGGCUUCAUGAAGUGUUGGAUUUGGCUGCUUAGUAUCCUUUAGCAACUUAGCUAUAUGUACAAACCCAGUUUAGGUAAGUCUGCUUUCUGAGUUCUGUAUUCUGGGAUGGUACUUGGAACUGCAAGUACUGAGACCAAACGUAACAUUGUUACACAGAAAUGUCUGUGUGAUGUUGGGAGUUUAAUCUAACAAAAUUCAACAGACAGAACUGGUGAAUGGAGGUGGCAUUAACAGCAAUAAAAAUGUACUUUCAAUAGUUACAGAGAAUCUCCUUUCACCGUGUGCUUUUGCUAGGUCUGGAAUAAAAAAUGUAGGUACCUUUCUUCUGAUGUUACUGAUGCUGCAGAUUUCUGUUCUUACUUACCAUCAAAUACUUGCUGGAUUUUUACACAUCUGAAACUACAGCUCAUGAAUGUGUAAACAUAAACUUGCUUUGGAAUUGUUAUGGUGACUUUACAAAUUUCAGGGUAGUAGCUAUGACCAAGGAAAGGACUUUAUAUAUGGGCAAAUAUUUAAUUUGUUCUGGCUUUUGCCUGUGUUCCUACAUGAAAAUCCUUUUAGGGAACAAAACACUGGUACUUGUAAGUGUACCUGUGAGUGAAAUAGGACCAAACGUAGUGUCUGAGCACAUAAAUCUCAGGAUGGUAGAGUGUGUGUUCUGCUGUAUGCAGUUCAUUAUAUAGCCAGUGGCCCCCAGAAGCUGAAAAUAUAAAUAAAUUGAUUGUUCAGUUAUAGUAAUAUUAAAAAUAAUUUUUGAAUGUAGAAUGAGUUUAUUACAUGAUGGAGCAGUGCUCUUGUCACAAUUAUAAGACAUGUUCCUUGGCUUUUUUGAACCACCAUAACCUGUAGAGAGAAUUCUAUGAUUUCUGCAUUAAGCUCCCUGAUGCCAGCUGUUUUAGCUUUGUAAGGGCAUGGUGCACACUGGGUUCAUCCUCUGGAUCUGGAAGUAGGAGGGUUUAGCUAGUGUGGUGUAAUGUGGAUUUGAUGACAUUUGGAAACCUAAAGAGUUUAGGCAACCAUAAGGGAUGUGUUUACUUUACUGUUUAACUUUUGUCAUAGCCACACCUAAGUGUUGCAGAAAUAAACCAGUCUUAUACUAAUCUAUUUAAAGUUCUAAUUGCAUGGAAGGUAAUUUUGGUUGCCAAUAUUAAAGGGUAUUUUGAUGAUCUUUGUUCUUCUGUUGAUUAUAUGGUUUAUGAAAGUGCAAAUCUAUUUAGAAAAAUUGUUCAGGUGUAAGUAAAAGUGUAUUUUUCCAAGAUCGGCACCUAAAUCCCUUACUCUUGUUGCAGCUCAGCCCAGUGGUGAAUUUGUUCCUAUGAUCCCUGUGGGUAUGACUGCACCAGUACAAACCAUUGGUGCAAGGAGUUGGUUUUACUACAGUAGCCACAAGCAUCUUGGAGCUGUCACUGCAGCAAAUCCUUGCACCAGAUAGAUGUCUAAUAACCUAAUCUACCAGGUUUUAUUUCCUUUUUUUUUUUUUUGCUGAGGAGUAGUUUAUUGUUAUGCCCUGUGGAAUUCCUGGGAUCAAUCACUGUCCAUCAUUCCUGUGAACGCUUGGACAAUAAAUCUGUGUUGCACUAUUGUUGAUAUUGAGUCAUACAGCUGUUUGGGCAGCUCUCUGAAACAGUACUACUGUUGACCUCAGUGGCAAGGUUUGCCUUUUUUUCCUUGUUGAUAUAACCUUGGAUUUGUCAUGUUGAAGGCAAAUACAGCUUAUACUGUGUCCUUAAGUGUGCCUGUAUAUUCACCAUCUUCCCCUACAGCCUCUUCUCAGUGUGUAACUUAGCGGUACAUCCUCACCUGAUGCUUAAAAAGCUGUAAAACACUGCAACAAGGUAACACUGUAGUUUUAGGUUUGAAAGGUUAAUAUAAGUUAUUUUAAAUCCUUUACCCUUAGUGUUUGAGUCUGCCCUUCGGUGUUUAAUAUUUAUGUAACUCCACUGUAAUGUUCUUUGGUUUACAGUAAUUUUCAAUUACUAAAAUGUUUACUGGCGCUAGGUGAAGUGGGAGAAGAACCUCAUGGAUAUGUUUACCACUUUGUAUUCUCUAUUGUUUGGAUAUUGUUGUUGUAAGCCUUGCAGAAUGUUCACAUAUUGUUCUGAAGAUUAAAAUUUAGAAGUUGGCUGUUUGAA
Messenger RNA from Catharus ustulatus (Swainson's thrush), 3351 nucleotides. It is a transcript of the gene AMN1, whose product is annotated as antagonist of mitotic exit network 1 homolog. NCBI's taxonomy places the organism in Eukaryota, Metazoa, Chordata, Aves, Passeriformes, Turdidae. The coding region runs from base 88 to 951 and encodes 287 amino acids. The transcript has 6 exons. Gene Ontology annotation, molecular function: protein binding. Gene Ontology annotation, cellular component: SCF ubiquitin ligase complex. Gene Ontology annotation, biological process: SCF-dependent proteasomal ubiquitin-dependent protein catabolic process. The record is from RefSeq and is a predicted model, not a curated record.